AUGGCAUACGGGCGAGGAGGUGCGGGUAAUUAUUAUGCAGCUAAGGAGGAGAGCAAGAAGGCUGCCGAGGACAUUGAGGCAAACCACUCUGGUUCAUCUGUCGCACAAGCUUCUCACUCUCCCGCCACAGCGCAGCCCUCUAAUGCAUCACAAAGUUAUGCACACAUGGGCCGUGGCGGGGCGGGCAAUUGGUACCAGCCUACUGAAUUGCAGAAAGAUGGCACCUUCACUCAACCUGGCGACUCCACUGCUAUACCUACAUCUCCUAUCCCACAGGUUAGCACACCAUGGCAUCCCGAGGGCCAGGAACUGCCUAUUGCGAGGAGCGGAAGAGGUGGGGCAGGCAAUUUUGUGUGGAAGAGCGAAGAGGAGGGAAAGAAAGAAAGAGAGGUCGAAGAGGCCACCAAAGAAGGAUUGCGAGAGCAGGUAGAAAGGAGUGUUGAAGCAGAGUUGGCCAAGCCACCUGGUGCACUGCUUGGCAACAAGCCUGAGAAGGGCUGGUAA
Molecule: messenger RNA, 504 nt
Organism: Bipolaris oryzae ATCC 44560
Lineage: Eukaryota; Fungi; Ascomycota; Dothideomycetes; Pleosporales; Pleosporaceae
Exons: 2
Coding region: 1-504 (167 amino acids)
Source: RefSeq, a predicted model, not a curated record